This is a messenger RNA of Guillardia theta CCMP2712, 321 nucleotides long. RefSeq names its product large subunit ribosomal protein P2_2, cytoplasmic. The transcript has 2 exons. Gene Ontology annotation, molecular function: structural constituent of ribosome. The annotation marks the transcript as partial. Gene Ontology annotation, biological process: cytoplasmic translational elongation. The record is from RefSeq and is a predicted model, not a curated record. Gene Ontology annotation, cellular component: ribosome; cytosolic large ribosomal subunit. Lineage: Eukaryota; Cryptophyceae; Pyrenomonadales; Geminigeraceae.
CCAUCGGCGGAGGACGUCAAGAAGCUCUUGAACUCUGUGGGAGCCAAGGCGGAUGACAGCAGCAUCAACUUUGUAGUGAAGGAGCUCAACGGGAAGAAGCUCGACGAGGUGAUCGCUGCGGGGAACUUGAAAAUGGCCAGCGUAGGAGGAGGAAGCGGAGGUGGAGGAGGAGGUGGUGCUGCUGCCCCUGCUGCUGCCGCCGCUGCCCCUGCUGCCGGUGGCAAGGCAGCUGCCAAGAAGGAGCCCGAGCCUGAGGAGGAGGAAGACAUGGGAUUCUCUCUCUUUGAUUAAGCUUCAUCAUUGAUUAAAACUCACAAAGGA